UUCCCUUUAAAUCUCCUCCAGGGGCCACCCAGAGUCGCCCCGUAUUUCUGUCGGUUGGCAAUAAAUCGCCGAUGGUCACUGUUCGAUCAGUCUCGCUGUUCCGCUUCUCGUCCUCCGGCUAUGUAUCUGCUGUGUUUCUUUUCCCUGCUGCUGUGGAGCGGUCCGGCGCGCAGCUAUUUCCCGGAGGAGCGCUGGAGCCCGGAGUCCGCGCUGCUCGCGCCGCGGGUGCUGCUCGCGCUGGUGUGCCGCAACUCAGCGCACUCUCUGCCGCACGUCCUCGGUGCCAUCGACCGCCUCAACUACCCCAAAGACCGCAUGGCUGUAUGGGUGGCCACAGAUCAUAAUUCAGACAACACCAGCGCGAUCCUGCGCGAAUGGCUGAUAAACGUCCAGCACUUCUAUCAUUAUGUGGAGUGGAGACCUCAGGAGGAGCCCAGCGUCUACGAGGACGAGAGCGGCCCGAAGCACUGGACGAGCCUGCGGUACGAGCACGUGAUGAAGCUGCGUCAGGCGGCCCUCGACACGGCGCGGGAGAUGUGGGCCGACUACCUUCUGAUGGUGGACUGUGAUAACCUGCUGACCAACCGGGAUGUUUUAUGGAAGCUGAUGCGGGAGAAUAAGACGAUCGUGGCGCCGAUGCUGGAGUCCAGAGCGGCGUACUCAAACUUCUGGUGCGGCAUGACGUCUCAGGGUUAUUAUAAGCGGACGCCGGCCUACAUGCCCAUCCGCAGGCAGGAGAGGAAAGGCUGCUUCGCCGUUCCCAUGCUCCACUCCACCUUCCUGCUGGAUCUGAGGAAGGAGGCGACCCGUGAGCUGGCCUUCUUCCCGCCUCAUCCCGACUACAGCUGGGCCUUCGACGACAUCAUCAUCUUCGCCUUCUCCGCGCGGAUGGCAGAGGUUCAGAUGUACAUCUGCAACAGAGAGACUUAUGGGUAUCUCCCCGUGCCCCUGCGCUCCCAUAAUACCUUGCAGGACGAGGCGGACAGUUUUCUGCACUCGCUGCUGGAGGUUAUGAUGCGCAGUCCUCCAUCAGAGUCGUCUGUGUAUCUCUCUCUUCCUCCUAAACAGCCUGAUAAAAUGGGCUUAGAUGAGGUGUUUAUGAUAAACCUGCUGAGGCGUUCGGACCGCAGAGAGCGCAUGCUGAGGACUCUGUACGAACAAGAGAUCGCGUGCAAGAUCAUCGCAGCUGUAGAUGGCAAGGCGCUGAACACCAGUCAGAUCGAGGCGCUGGGGAUCCAGAUGAUGCCCGGAUACAGCGACCCGUAUCACGGCCGGCCGCUCACUAAAGGAGAGCUGGGCUGCUUUCUGUCACACUUCAACAUCUGGACAGAGAUUGUGGAUCGAGGGCUGAAGGCAUCUCUGGUGAUCGAGGACGACCUGCGCUUUGAGGUUUUCUUUAAGCGUCGUCUGCAGAAUCUGAUGCAUGAGAUCGAGUCUCAGCGGCUGGACUGGGACUUGAUUUACAUCGGCCGGAAGCGCAUGCAGGUGGACCGACCGGAGAAAUCUGUGCCCAGAAUACACAACCUGGUGGAGGCGGAUUACUCCUACUGGACGCUGGGGUACAUGAUCUCGCUACGCGGCGCUCAGAAGCUGCUGCGGGCCGAACCGCUCAGAAACAUGCUGCCGGUGGAUGAGUUUCUGCCCGUCAUGUACAACAAACACCCCAUCGAGGACUACAUGUCUCACUUCAAGCGGCGGGACCUGCGAGCGUUUUCGGCCGAGCCGCUGCUGGUUUACCCCACGCACUACACGGGCGACGCUGGCUACAUCAGCGACACGGAGACCUCCAGCGUCUGGGACAAUGAGACGGUCCGCACUGACUGGGACCGAGCGCGAUCACGCAAGAGCCGCGAGCAGGAGGAGCUCAGCAGCGAGGCGCAGAACUCAGACGUGCUGCAGUCUCCGCUGGACAGCACGGCCCGCGACGAGCUCUAGCAGCCGAAAACACUCGAACACAGCGGAGAAACCCUCACAAUCACAGCCACCAAAGCUGAGGAGGGUCAGAACUGAGAGGAGCGGACGCUCCGUCACACAGCCGUCAGCGAUAUUCACUUCACGAGGCACUUCAGAUGAGAUGGACACCUGUGAUCUUCCUGAAAUGCUUGAGCGGAUGCAGGAACAGUAAAUAUGACGCUAGUUAGAUUUUAUUUGUAUGAAUGAGAAUCUCAAGGAGAAUCGAGACGAUCUGACAUGAUUGACAUGUUCAUACUAACAACCUCUAUAGAGAUGGUUUGGUUUUUGAUAGUUUUAACCUGAUCUGAUGGGUCUAGUAGAUGAACGCUUGUCAGGAGUCCUGAUCCUUUGCGCUUUAUUAAAAUUGAUGUGAUUUUUAUCAUUUCAUUCCUUUAUUAUUUCACUUUGAACAUGAUGUAAGUGAGUGUUGACUUUUACUUUGUACAUAAAGCUGUUGUUAUGCGUCCCAGAUUAUGCCCGGUUCAGACUACACGAUUUUAGCACGAUUUUGGCACGA
Messenger RNA from Sinocyclocheilus anshuiensis, 2470 nucleotides. RefSeq names its product collagen beta(1-O)galactosyltransferase 1b (gene colgalt1b). NCBI's taxonomy places the organism in Eukaryota, Metazoa, Chordata, Actinopteri, Cypriniformes, Cyprinidae. The transcript has 12 exons. Bases 121 to 1935 code for a protein of 604 amino acids. The record is from RefSeq and is a predicted model, not a curated record. Gene Ontology annotation, molecular function: procollagen galactosyltransferase activity.